This is a messenger RNA of Manis javanica (Malayan pangolin), 7187 nucleotides long. RefSeq names its product clavesin 2 (gene CLVS2). Gene Ontology annotation, molecular function: phosphatidylinositol bisphosphate binding. Lineage: Eukaryota; Metazoa; Chordata; Mammalia; Pholidota; Manidae. The record is from RefSeq and is a predicted model, not a curated record. Gene Ontology annotation, cellular component: membrane; clathrin-coated vesicle; endosome. Gene Ontology annotation, biological process: lysosome organization.
CUAUCUCACCGGGAGGAGUUGAUGCCGCCGUAGCCGCCGCCGCCGCCGAAGCCGGGGCUGAUGGAUGCCAGGGAGUGCCGCAUUGCUUAGCGUCCCCGCCUCCGGGUUUGCUGAAAAGCUGCGGGAAAGGAGGAGCAACAGGGGACUGACUGAACACCAGAGACAAUUUCCUGUGAAGAAGAGGAAGCAGGCAGCAUCGAGGUGUGGAGGCUGGAGUGCGGUGGUGGUGGCAAGGGCCAGGUGUGUUGUGGGACAGUCAGCAAGGGGAAGGGAAGGCUCAGGAACCAGCGGAACAAUGACUCAUUUACAAGCUGGUCUCUCUCCUGAGACCCUAGAGAAAGCUCGCCUGGAGCUCAACGAGAACCCAGAUACACUGCAUCAGGACAUCCAGGAGGUGAGGGAUAUGGUCAUCACUAGGCCGGACAUUGGCUUCCUGCGCACGGAUGAUGCCUUCAUUUUACGCUUCUUGCGGGCGAGGAAGUUUCACCACUUUGAGGCCUUCCGCCUCCUGGCCCAGUACUUUGAGUACCGGCAGCAGAACCUGGAUAUGUUCAAAAGCUUCAAGGCCACUGACCCCGGCAUCAAGCAGGCGCUGAAGGAUGGCUUCCCUGGGGGCCUGGCCAAUCUGGACCAUUACGGCAGGAAGAUUCUAGUCCUUUUUGCUGCCAACUGGGAUCAGAGCAGGUACACGCUGGUGGAUAUUUUGCGUGCCAUCUUACUUUCUUUAGAAGCCAUGAUUGAAGAUCCUGAACUUCAGGUAAAUGGAUUUGUUUUGAUCAUAGACUGGAGUAACUUCACCUUCAAGCAAGCCUCUAAACUUACGCCAAGCAUGCUGCGAUUGGCUAUUGAAGGCCUUCAGGAUAGUUUCCCAGCACGAUUUGGAGGAAUUCAUUUUGUCAAUCAACCAUGGUAUAUCCAUGCCCUGUAUACAGUGAUCCGGCCUUUCCUAAAGGAGAAGACUCGGAAAAGGAUAUUUCUGCAUGGUAACAACCUAAACAGCCUCCACCAACUCAUUCACCCCGAGAUCCUGCCCUCUGAGUUUGGAGGAAUGCUGCCCCCUUACGACAUGGGGACGUGGGCAAGAACGCUGCUGGACCACGAAUAUGAUGAUGACAGUGAAUACAGUGUGGACUCCUACAGCAUGCCUGUGAAGGAGGUGGAGAAGGAGCUCUCCCCCAAGUCCAUGAAGAGAUCCCAGUCAGUAGUGGAUCCUACGGUACUAAAGCGCAUGGAUCAAAAUGAGGAAGAAAACAUGCAACCUCUGCUCUCUCUGGACUGAUAACUUCUCUACACCCUCCAUGGAUUUGAAAUGAAAGGUACCUGUUUUCAACAACAGGGCCAGCACUGUGGAGGAAUUACCAGCUGGAAACUUAUGUGUUCAUGUUAAUGUAGCAUAAUAUACAUGGCAACAGGCUUUCCCAUUUGCCUGAACCAUGGGUGCCCUGGUCUGGAUUUAAAAUAAAAGUCAAUAAUUUAUUCUGUAAGUGCCAAGUUCUCUGUAAAUACAAUGUAAUGUUCAUUGUUUAACAUUUGUAAAUGUUACAAAUUAAACUGAUAGUUUAAUUUUGGUAGUAACUUAAAUUGGAAAAGGUUGGCUCUUGAGUCCAUGCCAGUGACGGGAACUAUUAACAAAAACCAGAAAAGACACACAAUCAAAGCUGAUUAAAUGUAGCCCUGUUUCCUAUGAAGCCAUAUUUCAUCUAUCAUAGUGAUUGUUUCAUUGUUUUUUUCUGAAACUCUAUCACAUUCAAAUGUACUUCUAAUGAACAUAGGUAAAAAAAUGACUUUAGGAAAUUAUUAUGAUAAAUGUAUUUCCUGUCUAGUGAUUUUCAUUUCACAGAAAAUGUGUCCUAGUGACUACCAUUGGCCUUGCAUUUUGGAGGCAAGGGAUGGCAGAUGAGCUGGUAAACUGAACACUUCAACUCUUCUAUGUUGUUUAAGUCCUGUAGUCUUGUGAAAAGAUGUUAGCCAAACUAAGAUGUGGAAUUCUGAAAGAGAGUGGAUUCUUUUAAACUGCUGUCUUCACAAACUGUCCUUUAUUCAAGACCCAUUGUAUCCCUGUCUGAUGUACUUUAAAGACAUUUUCCCCAAAAAUCUCUUUAACCAAGAGAAAGAGAACUCAUAUGUGAAUAAGCGUUUGACAGCUAAUUUUAAACAUAAAAGUUGUCACACAUGGAUAGGGGGCUAAUUUCUAUGUAUUCACACACAUAUAUAUUUUUACUGAGCUCUAGGUAAUAAAUUAUUGAUGUGAUAGGCUUAUAGAAUAAAUCCUACAUAUCCAAAGGUCUUAGAGAUAUUAUAGAUAAUUACAUGAGAUGCCAACUCUGGAAAACCACUUCCACUAAGUUGAUGAAAAUGAGGUAUAGUGAAACAAACUUUCAGGGAAUUAAGGUCAUUCCAGUUUAAUUUGUAAUGCAAUCUUGAAUCUGUGCCAUUUUAGUGAAAUUUAUUUUUCCUUCAAAAAAAAAAUACAACAGGUUCUCAACAUAGUAUAGGCAGAAUCAGGUGAAAUGAUCCUAUAAGUACCCAUUUUCUUCCCAGAGAAGAUUGAAAGGACAUAUUACAUCCAGGAGACAUAGUGAAACCAUCUGAGGGCAUCUGAGAUAGCAUAUUACAGUUCAAAUUUAGAUUUGGAAUCCUUAUGUUAUUUAAAUUUUUAUUUCAUAAAAAUUCUGCAAUUAUAGCACACUUAAAAAAUCUACUUUAAAUUUCAAAUUCCAGUGUGAAAAAACAAGAUUUUUACCACCUUUCAAAGUGGUAGUUUUUGAGAUUGAGAAUUUACCACUAAAAUAUUCUUCUGAAAGAAAAAUAUCUCAAGGAACUUUUGGAAACCAACAGAAAUAAGGGCUUGUAGCAGUCUUUAUAUGCCUUUUAGCCAAAAGCUUCAAAAAUUCCAGUUAUAAUUCUACAACCACAAAUCUUAAGAUCAGUACAUCAGUCUGCAGUAUCACCAAUGGACUAUCUAGCAUUUGCAAAAAAAAUAUGCAAAUAUACAUAAAUAAUAUGAAUGAAAGAUACUUUAAAAGUACAACCACCAAUCAAGUGCAGAAGAAUAAUGGCUGUCAGGUACUCUGCUCUACCCACAGAUGUUACGGAGAUUGAAAUGAAUGGGGGAUAAAAAGCUACAGCGAUUCUUACCUUUGUAAGAACCCUAAUCAUUGGUGUUAUGUUUUUGUCUACCUGAAAUACAUUUUAUAGCCUUGAGCUUUGUAUACUAAAAGAGCAAGUAUUAGGCAAUAUGAUGCAAUGGAAUAAAAUAGAUACUAAGUACAGAAGGUCAGUCAACUUUCUGCUCUCAUGAGUUUCUCUUAGGAUGCACCAUUUAUUGUCAAUUUUCAGGAUUCUACCAGCUUCAUAUGUCAGCCAAUACAGUCAGCUUCUUUCCCAUAUCAUUAGGCUAGGGUCAUAUAUAAAAAUAACUAAAAAGACAUAUUCGAUGUGACAACUAUCUAAUUAGAAGUAUCUGCACUAUCUUCCUACCCAACAUUUGGAAACUUUGUAUCAGUAGUGCUGCUCAUCUGCUCUUCUUCAAAUGAGCAAUUGAGAGUUGGCUGGAUUGUAUAACAUAUUUUUAAAUGAAUGAACAAAUUACAACAAUGAUGCCUUUUCAAACUGCUAUAUGUAGUUCAGUCUGUGAGUAAGCUCAUUCUCUAGGAAUGUUUCUGAAGCUACUUAGUCAAGGGACAUUUGUAAUAUCAUACAUUUUCAUUUUCUCCUCAGCAUUACCUAGGUAGCACCGUUUAGGAAUUUUUCCCUCAAGUGAUGUUUUGUUUCAUGUAGUUGGUCUGUUGUCACAUAAUUUAGUAAUAAGCACCCCUAUAUUCUUUCAACUGAAUUGUGGUAGCAGCCACCACUGACACACACACACACACACACACACAGCAUGAGGUGGUGCGCCCUCCUGAACUGCCUUUCUAGUUUGAGAGCUUUGUUUCGCUCUUUUAGUUGUCUUGCUACUGAACAGGCACAGACAUUAAAGAAUGACCGCAUUUGAUUUGGAAGAGGCCCGUAGUCCUCUUACUUCUCUCACCCCACCUGUUCCAUUUCCUAUUUUUAAAUAUCUUUUCUUUCUUCCAUGGUUUCAGGGCAGCUGCUUCCAAUGCUCGUUUAAAAAUAAAUAACUUAUGUUGUCAGUGAUAUUUACACACAUUUUGGACUGAUAUUUAAAAGGGAAGAGAGUAUCAUGAAAAUGCUCUAAGAACUAUGAAGUGCCUCUUUAAGAUUGGUAUAAAGCAGUGAUACUAGGAUAGAGAUUCUAUUUGUACUCUCUUCCAAAACGUAAAUAUACACACUUAGAAGGGUGAAAUAUAGAUAUCGCUUUGGAGAAGAGUAUUUGAGGCCUUGCUUUGAGCAUUCCUAUAGAGUGUUAUGUCUUUUUUGGGCAAAGCUCAAAACCUUAACUGGAACACUGGUUAUCUACAAACCUGAAAUGAUGCUAAAACAAUAUACAACUAUUAGAUAGAGGUUUGCAAGCAAGUUUUUGAAGUGGGCAUGCAUGGUUUCUUUUAUUUCAAUAAUAGUUUGCAUAAGUGUAGGCAGAGGCAUUCCUUAAGUCUUUUCAUAUAAAAUGCUUGUUUAUAGUACUGCAAAUCAUACCUUUACAAGCAGGAAAGCCAAGCGACUAGGCUCUCUAUAAUACUGUUAAUAGGUUACAUUGUUUUGAACAUUUGAAGUUUCUGUAAUAUUCCUGAGGGAACACAGGUCUUCUAAUGCAUUAAGAAAAUGGAGAGUUUUGUAGACAUCAGGGAACAUGUUUAUCACUCUUCACAAAAAAAAAAACCCUUACAACCAUUUUGCAGUGGGUCUUUGGGAACAGACAUCCUUUCCUUCUUCAAACAAUGUAAAGAUUUAUGGACAUAUCUGUGGCCCUUUAGAAAAAGUAUAGCAAGAAAACCUGCUAAGAGGCUGUACAUUCUUCUGUGUACACUCUUCUGUUGUUUUAUCCAAAUAUCUAACCAGUCUGGUUAGUUAAUAAUAAUCUCUUUUGCUUCUUAUUGUGUGUCUAUUUAUUAGUGAUUACUUGAAAAGUUGCCAUCAGCCAUGAGGACAUUUCAGAAUGCUUUUCAACACACAAAAUACAAUGAGCAGAGUUCCUGCAUGAUAUUUGAACUCUUAGACAUGGUAUUUACAUUUUUUAUAUUAAUAAGCUAUAAAAGCAUAUAUUCCAUUUUAAAUGUGCCAUAUAAAUAUAUAGCCUAAAAACAGUGGUGCAUUUUAAAUUUAGGAGGCCAUUAGAUCACAUAAAGAAUCAGCAGGUUAUGUAAAAUUUAUUGAAAAAAAAGUAGACAAUUGGCCAAAUAAUCCAGGAUGUAUAAUUACCUUCAGUGGUGAGAAGGGGUUUUUUUUUUUUUUCUUGUUUGUUUUGGUUGAAAAACUGCUUUCCAAUAUGCUAUUGGAACUAGUUAGCACUAUUUACUAGCUUGUAAGGGGACAAAAAAGUAAAAACACUAAAGGAAACUUGGCUUUGAGACAUUAUUAUAUCAUGAUCAUAAUGGCUUAGAGAAUAUAAUUUUUUUUCAUGAAUUCAAGUUUUUAUUUGGUAAUUAUCCACACAUGGAAAUAAUAUUAUGAAGUAUACUCUGUGCUAAGUGUAGAACUUUUUUCCCCUGGACUGUAGGAAAAAUAUAGCAAUUCUGUGAAUUUAAACACCCCAAUAGUACUAUUUUUUAAAGGAGAAUGAGUACAAAUGCUACUGUUAAAAAAAAAGGUAUUUAGAAACCAAGAAAGCAUAAACUUAAAUACAGUAAAUGCACUUAUACAGUAAAUAGUGGACAUUGUUAUAAUUUAGGAAGUGUUUGUCCAGUGUUUGACUUAGUUUCAAGUUUCCAUGCAAGUAUUUUUGUCCUUAAUAAUAUUUAUGUAUUUAUUCUGUCAAAAUUAUUUUUUUGUGGUGAAUGAAAAGGAUCGAUGAAAUCUGAAAUAAAUUUUAACAAACUUUUAAAAACCAACCCUCAACUAUUUUGAAAAAUUGCAACGGGCUAUAAUUGGUUUACAUGCAACAGAUGUUCAAAGCAUCGUCUUUAUAAUCCAGUUUUUCAGUUUUCAUAUUUGUUUAAAAGAUGAAUACUACUCCAAAACUGAAGUAGUUUUUGUUUUUAAAACUGUCCAAAAACAACCAAAAUGUCUGAAGUAAUUAUGCAAGUCCUUGAUAAGACUGCUAAGCAAACUAAUUACUGUUUGGCUCAAAUACCUUUUGAGGGAGUUAUUUGUUCCAAUACAAUAUUAUAAAUGGUAUAACAUAAUUUUUUAGUAUGCAUUUCUGUUUUUAAAAAGUAUUUAUUUUGCACAUGGCGAAUUUUGAAUUUGAUAGUACGGGAUCUGUUGCAUCUGUGAAAUGCUAGAUUUCUAAAUAGUCAUCUACAAUUGGACAAUAAUAGUUUUACUUGGAGAGAAAUUAUAAUUAGCUAUUUAGGUUAGGAUACCUGAAAUCUUUUGAUAUUUGUGUUUGGGAUUUAAAGGAGAAAACACAUAAUUCAGUUCAUCAAAAUGACAUUUUCAGUAUUCUAUAAUUUCUAGACCAGGUUUCAAAGGAUCGUUUGAAUGAAGGAGUAAGCUAAUUGUUAAAUUGCAUAUUGCAUAGGGAACGAUCACUAAAUAAAAUAACAGUCACAUUUUUAUGUAAAUUUAUUGAACUAGACAAGGUAGACAAGGGACUAAAUUCAGAAAUUUGAAUUAUAAAAAAGCACUAUUUAAAAAAAAUACUAAUUAUAAAUAAUCCCAGUUCCAAAUAUUAAGUAAAAUAAAAAUAUUCAGCCUGACUUGAAAAAAAUGCUUACUCAAUAAAUACCCAUUUUGAUCUUCUGUGAGUUUCCCUCAUUCAUCCUACCUAUAGAUGAAAAAUUAUCUGAGGGAAAAGAGCUAUUUACCUAGAACCCUCUAUGAUGGACUUCAUGAGUCUCUUUGGCUCCAUGCAGAUGGUUUUCCAGUACACAGCUUUUGAGGUUAGCAAGAAUCAUUUUGCCACCUCUUCCUGAAGGCUUGUCUGGAUCCCAAGUUUCUAGCAGCAACGGAAGAAGCGUCCUGUGUGGGAUAAGCCCAGCGUGACCAGAGAACGCACGGAAAGCCAGAGAUGAGGUCUCUACUUCUCAUCACUGAAAAGUGCAUUGAAGUGUAUUUUUAAUUAUAAAUACAGAAAACUAUUUCAAAAGAGUAAGGAUUUCUGAUAUCAAGAGUUAAAUACUUAGCCA